Molecule: messenger RNA, 1322 nt
Organism: Drosophila rhopaloa
Lineage: Eukaryota; Metazoa; Arthropoda; Insecta; Diptera; Drosophilidae
Gene: PGRP-LB
Product: peptidoglycan-recognition protein LB
Exons: 3
Coding region: 475-1167 (230 amino acids)
Biological process (GO): peptidoglycan catabolic process; innate immune response
Molecular function (GO): zinc ion binding; N-acetylmuramoyl-L-alanine amidase activity; peptidoglycan binding
Source: RefSeq, a predicted model, not a curated record
AGCAGCAACAGCAACGCCAGCAGCAAUAGCAACGCCAGCAGCGACAGCAACGCCAGCAGCGGCGGUGCGAAUUCGGUGUGAAUUUUUCUACAAAACUCAGGCCCGCCCUUAUGCUGGCCAACAUUCGCGAUUGUGAUACGGAGCAUAAGGCCGCUAUGUGAGCGCUGUUAAACCAAAGUCUGACCUUCACACACUGUCGAAAUUUUGCACAACUCUUGCCACAACAACCGGUAGCAGCCGACAAACAAACACAUCACGAAACAAACAACCAAACAAACAAGCAACAAGAAUAAUACAACAAUCAAGUAACAGCGAGCAGCAAUCGACACAAAAGUUCCUAAAUCAAAGUCUCAUUUUGUACGCGCACACAAGUUCCUAAGUAGCAAAAAGCCAGCAAAACAAGCGCAACAUCAACAGAACAGCAGCAACAGCAACAGCAACAUCACAGCAGCAACUUCAGCAAAAAACAGCAACAUGACAGCACUGGGAUUAGUUCUGCUAUCAAUGAUGGGCUAUAGCCAGCACAUGCAUCCGGCUAAUUUGGGCGAUGGAGUGGACACCGCUCGACUUCUGUCCCGCUCAGACUGGGGCGCCCGCCUGCCCAAAUCCGUGGAGCACUUCGAGGGUCCCGCUCCAUACGUGAUCAUCCACCACUCGUAUAUGCCGGCCGCGUGCUUUAACACUCCGGAUUGCAUGAAGAGCAUGCGCGACAUGCAGGACUUCCACCAGCUGAAGCGUGGAUGGAACGACAUCGGCUAUAGCUUUGGAAUCGGAGGCGAUGGCAUGAUCUACACCGGAAGGGGAUUCAACGUUAUCGGAGCUCAUGCACCCAAGUACAAUGACAAGAGCGUGGGCAUCGUGCUGAUCGGAGAUUGGAGAACUGAACUGCCGCCCAAGCAGAUGCUGGACGCGGCCAAAAACCUGAUCGCCUUCGGGGUGUUCAAGGGCUACAUUGACCCCGCGUACAAGCUGCUGGGGCACAAACAGGUGCGUGACACCGAGUGCCCUGGAGGCAGGCUGUUCGCGGAGAUCUCCGGCUGGCCGCACUUCACCCAACUAAACGCCACAGAGGGCAGCACUCCUGCCCCGGUUGAACCGCACGCACAUCCCCAGGCGGUGCCCCAAUCGACACCCCAAACCCCGCUGCCAGCUGCUCCCAAGGUUUAGUUAGGCCCUGGGACCCUCAUACCCAGCAAAGCAGUUUAAGAGAAGCCACAACGAGCUCGGCUCCCCGCACAACGCCAAGGAGUUCAUUCAGUAUUCAUUAGAUGUCUCUUCGAACAUUUCACAAAUAAAGCAAUUUCUAGAUGAUAACACUUAAA